GCUUAAAUUCAAGCAUGGUCCAAGCUGAGAAUUGAAAAACGCCAACUUUUAAAAGUUCAAAAAAGGAGCCAAUGACCCCACUCUGCUUCACUUUACUCCAAAACUCCACUAACAGCUGCUAAUGCUAGUGCUACUAUUAACUUCAACAAAAAUAAUGUAGCUUUACCAUGUUCACAUUAUUGAUUAUUUCCAGAAUCCCAAGUAUAUUAAAAUCAUCCACCUCCAUUGAGCAAAUACUCGUUCAAUUCUCACUCUCUCAGAUAUGCUAGUGCUACUAUUCCUAGUAGCAUUCACACUCUGUUCUACGACGUCGUUCGCCCAUUCCCACUAUAACUGGUCUCCAUCUUCCACCACCACAGAGUGGCGACCAGCACGGGCCACCUACUACGCCGCCGCGGACCCACGUGACGUUGUGGGCGGCGCCUGCGGGUACGGGGAUUUGGAGAGAAACGGCUACGGUAAAUCCACAGCUGGUCUUAGCACUGUGCUGUUUGACAGGGGUCAGAUCUGCGGUGCGUGCUUUCAAGUCAGGUGUGUGGAGGACCUGCGGUGGUGCAUUCCCGGUACAUCAAUUAUUGUGACGGCGACGAAUUUUUGUGCUCCCAAUUAUGGGUUUGAACCAGAUGGUGGGGGCCAUUGUAACCCUCCUAAUGCACAUUUUGUGUUGCCCAUUGAAGCCUUUGAGAAAAUUGCUAUUUGGAAAGCUUCCAAUAUGCCCAUUCAAUAUCGCAGAAUAAAGUGCAGAAAGGAAGGAGGAGUUCGGUUCACUCUCGAUGGUGCUGGAAUAUUCUUGUCAGUUCUAAUCAGUAAUGUUGCAGGUGCAGGUGAUAUAGUGGCAGCAAAAAUUAAGGGUUCCAGAACAGGAUGGCUUUCUAUGGGUAGGAAUUGGGGCCAAAACUGGCACAUCAAUGCUGAUCUGAAGAAUCAGCCACUUUCUUUUGAGAUUACUAGUAGUGAUGGAGUCACAUUGACAUCUUACAAUGUUGCUCCCAAGAACUGGAAUUUUGGUCAGACCUUUCAAGGCAAGCAGUUUGAAACAUAAACGUCCACUAGAAUUAUAUCUGUUGCUGAGCUUAGGAUUGGUUGAAGUUGGGUGGCAAUGUCAAGGCACUUUUGUGCUUGUUCAUGUUGGGCAAGCGACUGCCAUAUUAAUAUCAAGAGUGCAAAGCUGUGCACGGCGGAUGUGGUGUAAUAGAUAUGGUUCAUCCGAACCCAAUAGCUUUAGCUCUGACCUUGUACAUGCAUUAAAAGAUUCACUCUAUUAAUGCAUAUAAUAGAUUUCAAACCCAGUUACUCAAAUGGACUAUUGUAAAGUUCGAACUCGAGCCCAUAAAGUUCAAAUCCUAGUUUUGCCUGUCAAGUUGUGUGAUG
Molecule: messenger RNA, 1371 nt
Organism: Nicotiana tabacum (common tobacco)
Lineage: Eukaryota; Viridiplantae; Streptophyta; Magnoliopsida; Solanales; Solanaceae
Product: expansin-A13-like
Biological process (GO): plant-type cell wall organization
Cellular component (GO): extracellular region
Source: RefSeq, a predicted model, not a curated record